GAGGAAGAAAAAGAAGAAAAUAUUUAACCUCAAUUCAUAAUAACAUAACCUAUUGAAUAAAACUGUUCUCGUUUCGAUUGAAUGAAGUAAAUUAUCCAUCAUGGGUAAAAAGAAGCCAGGUCGUUCAGUUAAGAAAAAUAUAAAUAACAAAAAUAUAGAGUCCGAUGAGCUUGUUCAGGCUCCACAUUCAUUCGUUAUUCAUAAAGGUUUACCAGGAGGAAGCACUCUUGAAUUAAUGAAGGACUUUAGAAAAGUUAUGGAACCAUUCACAGCUUCUUCGCUCAAGGCAAGAAAGAAGAAUACGAUAAAAGACUUCGUAUCCGUAGCAGGUCCAUUACAUGUCUCUCACUUAUCGAUAUUUUCUAGAACAGAAGUGGGAAUGUACUUGAAAAUAAUGCGGCUACCGAGAGGCCCAACUCUAACAUUCAAAAUACAGAAUUUUACUUUAUCCAGAGACGUAAUUUCUUCUCUUAAAAAACAAAGAGUUGUUGACGAAGCUUUCAAACAUUCUCCGUUGAUUAUAUUGAACAGUUUCAGUGGAGAAGGAAUGCAGUUGAAACUCAUGACGUCAAUGUUUCAAAAUAUGUUUCCUGCACUAAAUCCAACAACAAUUGAUUUGAAUACUGCUAAAAGAUGUGUUUUAAUGAACUAUAAUCCAACCACCAAGUUGAUAGACUUCAGACACUACAAUAUCAAAAUUGUACCUGUGGGUAUAUCGAAAGGGGUCAAGAAAGUAGUUCAAGGAAAAGUUCCAAAUUUGUCAAGGUGUAAUGACAUCACUGAAUUUUUUUCCAAAUCCGGCAUGUUGUCUGAAAGUGAGGCAGAAGAUGAUCCUCAAAAUCAUGUAACUCUCACCCAGAAAAUUGCUUCUCGAGGAAAUGUUGAAAUGGGUAAAUCAUCAAUAAGAUUGAGUGAACUGGGUCCUCGACUUACUUUACAGCUAAUAAAAAUUGAAGAUGGACUGUUGGAUGGAGAAGUACUGUAUCAUGAUUUGAUCUAUAAAACCGAAGAAGAAAAAGAGCAAAUCCAAAAACGCAGGGAAAUCAAACGAAAAUUGAAGGAGAAAAGAAAACAAAUACAAGAUGCUAACAAAAAAGCCAAGGACCAGGCCAAGCAAGAACAAAAAGAGAAGUCUCUUAAGGGCAUGCAAAAAGUUGGUUUGGAAACUAAUUUGCAAAUGAGGAAGGCUGACAAAGAAUCUAAACAGGACGCCCCUGUUACAGAAGACGACGACACAGAAUAUUACAAACAGGAAGUAGGGGAAGAACCGGAUAAAGAUCUGUUCACGCCGAGGACUGGUGUCAAGAGAAAGUUUGAAGGUCCACAUUAUAAGAGUAAAAAACCCAAAACUGGAGAAAGAGACAAUGAAAACUAUACCAAAAGGAAGCCUUUCAUUAAAAAAUCUUUCAAUAGGAGUAAAAAUAAUGAUGACAAAAAUUUCGAUAGGAACAAUAAAUUCAAUAAAAAAAAUAAAUUCAAAGGCAAAGACAAAACAAAUUCCGAAAAGAGAGAUCUACGACCCAUUGGUGGGAAACCCAUGAAACAUAAGUCGAACAUGAAAGGAAAAGGAAGAAGUAAAAGAUGAGCUAUCAUAAUAAAUGUCUUACUCAUAAAAAUUGUUUUUAUUCAA
Molecule: messenger RNA, 1630 nt
Organism: Leptinotarsa decemlineata (Colorado potato beetle)
Lineage: Eukaryota; Metazoa; Arthropoda; Insecta; Coleoptera; Chrysomelidae
Gene: ppan
Product: Brix domain-containing protein peter pan
Biological process (GO): rRNA processing; ribosomal large subunit assembly
Cellular component (GO): preribosome, large subunit precursor
Molecular function (GO): rRNA binding
Source: RefSeq, a predicted model, not a curated record